Messenger RNA from Esox lucius (northern pike), 4761 nucleotides. It is a transcript of the gene lmod1a, whose product is annotated as leiomodin-1. The record is from RefSeq and is a predicted model, not a curated record. Gene Ontology annotation, molecular function: actin binding; tropomyosin binding. Lineage: Eukaryota; Metazoa; Chordata; Actinopteri; Esociformes; Esocidae. Gene Ontology annotation, biological process: muscle contraction; pointed-end actin filament capping; myofibril assembly. Gene Ontology annotation, cellular component: myofibril; striated muscle thin filament. Bases 401 to 2593 code for a protein of 730 amino acids. The transcript has 3 exons.
AUUUGCAUGGAGAUCAUAGCCACACCAUUUGAAUAUUCUCUCGAUGACAUGUACGAGAAAAGGUAUAGCACUAUACUGAAUAUACAUUCAUAUUUGCAUUGUGCCAUGUCAAGAUAGACUCUGAGGUUUGGUCCAGUGCUCUGAUCUCAAAUUGGGCAUGGAGCUAAACAGUUCUUCAAAGAGGCGGUCUAAGCAGUCGUCCUGAUAGGCCAGAACCCUCCCCAAGUACCCUCUUGUUCGAACUAUUCCAACUGUCUGAAAGCGCAUUUUCAAAAAUCGACUGGAGAGGUCAAUGAACCUGAGGUUGGUGUAGCAAAACAAUAAUAAUCUCACGUCUUUUGGAGACCUUCUGUGCCAAUUACCCGUCGUUUAGCGCAGCAGGACCUUUUCGUCGGAAACAAUGUCUGGGAUGAAAGUGCGCAAUCAACGACAAGCAGACAGCGAAGAGGACUCCGACAUCGACAACCUGUUAGCCGCUUUGACACCGUCCGAGGUGGAAGAGCUGCAGAGCGAAAUCAGCGUCAUUGACCCGGAUCCGACUGUGCCAGUCGGUCUCCGGCAGAGGAACCAAACAGACAAGCAGCCGUCAUUAAAAUACAAUAGGGGGGCGAUGCUUGACUUCUGUGAGCGCGAAACUAAGAAACUCAUUCAAAGGGAGCUGUCCUUUGAGGAGCCAACAACUGAAAGAGUAAAGUGGGAACGCCUGAAGAAGAUGGGAAAGAGCUGUGAUAGUUUCUUCUACUUCAAGUCAGAUGACCAGGAUGACCAAGAUGUCUUGGACCUACACUUCUCUGCUCUAGAGUCCCCUAAAGAAGACAUAACCAAGGAGAAAGAAGACAUAACCAAGGCGAAAAAAGACAAAACCAAGGACAAAGAGGAAACACCAGAGAGCAAGAACCUGAAGGGUGAGGGAGAGACUACAGAGGGAAAUGAGGAAAAACCACAUAAUAGGUCAGGACAAAGUGAGGACGAGGGCCAUGAAAAAGAUAAGAUUGUUGAAAAAAGAAGUGAAGCACAGGUCGAAGUAAAGGAUAAAAAUGAUGGGACAAGAAAGGAUCAGGGUAGUAACAAAACAAUCGCUCUCAUUUCAAAAUUUAAAACUAGAAAAGAGGAUGUAAAAAAAAAGGAGGAGAAACCUUUUAGAAAAAAUACUGACUCUAAAACUAAGGAUAUGAUUUCAAAGCUUCAAGGGCACACUGAGAAAGACAAGAGUAAAGAGAAACCUAAAAAACUGUGUAAUAGCAAGAUAAGAGGAAUGUUGUCUGAAGUAGAGGAAAAACAGAAUGAAGUCAGGGGUGCUGAGAAGGAAAAAGAGAGAGAAAACACCAAAUCACACAGGAAACAAGGUAGUUUCCAGGAUGACACACAGAGAAACAGUGAAAAAGAGGCAAAAAUUACUUCUAACAAAUACAGUAAAGCCUGCAAUUUAAACCAAGAGAACAGCUUUAGGGAAGACCGAUCUCCUGGGGAACUCAUUGGUGGAGACGACGAAGACGAGGAGGCCAGUAUGUUCGACGAGCUCCUUGAGCAGGUUAAAAAUGACAACCCGUCAGUCACUGAGCUCAAUGUCAACAACUCGGACGUGAUCAAGACCCUCACCCUCAUCCAGUUUGCGGAAGCACUGCAGCACAACAGGCAUGUCAAGACGUUUGCUUUAGCCAACACCCGGGCUGACGACCACGUGGCCUAUGCCAUUGCUGACACUCUGCGGCACAACACAUCCCUGACCAGCGUCAUCCUCGACUCCAACCUCCUCACUGGGAAGGGGAUUAUGGCUGUGGUACGCGCCUUAGAGAGAAAUGCCACUGUGACUGAACUGCGCUUCCACAACCAGCGGCACAUUUGUGGAGGCAAGACUGAGAUGGAGAUGGCCAAUGCGUUGAGGGCCAACAACACGUUGCUGAAGCUGGGCUACGGCUUUGAGCUGGCCGGCCCAAGGAUGACCAUGACGAACAUCCUGAGUCGGAAUAUGGACCUGCAGCGGCAACGUCGACUGGAGGCGAAGAAACUGGUCCGGCAGCAGGCACAGCCUUUGCGUCCAACAACACAACCACAGGCCGACGCAAAUAAGAAGACAUUGCCUUUGGAAAGACUCCCACGUGUGCCUUCAUCUCAACCCCAACCCAAGUUGGUUGGUGACAAUAGGAGGAUAGGAAACCUCCUGAAAACAUCACCUUUUUUGGCCCCCUCUAAACCCUUACCUGAACCCUUACACAAGGCGAGCCCCCCAGCUGUGGACAAAGCAAGUCCCAAGGUGGUGGGAAAGCUAAACCCUAAAGCUUGGUGUUGCAGAUCUAGACCAGAGUCUACACCACCUCCAUCUAAGGCAGACGAUGUUGGAUCUUUUCCCGGGUCUCCAGAACGUCGGGCUCCUAAAGCUGCCAGAUCUGGACCAGCAACACCUCCACCUCCUCCCCCUGCCCCAGUGUUGGAGAGUCUAAGGAAAGCCCUCAUACCUGCUUCACAGAGGAAACUCAAUGGUCAGACUUCACACCAAAGAGAAAGGAAUACUAGGGAUCAAUUUCUGGACUCCAUUCGCAACAGCACAAUGAAAGCUCUAAAAAAGGUUGAUGUUCCAAAACUACUUCAGUAAUGACCAGUGGAUCAUACCAAGAAGAGGGUGGAUUUGAUUCAAAAACAGCAUUUGGUUUACCGUAGUAAAUUUGGGUGAAGCCCUGCCUGUUGUUGCUGCGAGGAAUAUGGAGAUAUCUAGUGCAGUUGGUGCUUUGAGCCAGAAGGUGGUGUUGGUGGUGAAGCCACCUUAGUCCACACUGCUUGCUAAUAUAUCGCUUAGCUGAAUCUUGCCCUCCUGUACUCCUGAUAUUCCCAUAUUUGGACAUUGCAUUGAAGAUACAGUAUUAUGUAAGAAUAAUUCCUCUGUUCUUUUUUACUAUUGGAGGAUGGCCACUGGCCUGUUGGAUGUCUUGCUCUUUCAUGUGAGGCUUUGUCCUGCUAAGAGGUGGAGAGAAUAGGGAGGUGCAUGGGGAAAAGAAGUAAAAAGGGGAAGAGCAACUGGAAGGAACUGCUUAGCCUACACAUUGCAGACAGUUAGGUCGUUAUAAGCGCAAUGAACAAGGACUUUUGGUUGAUGUUUUUUUAAAGAGUUUUCCGGUGUGAAUGUUAUAGUUGAGUGUGUUUAUGUUCAUACUCUGGUUCAUGUGUAUUACAGGACAAUUACUGUAAAUUAGUCCACUGGGAUAUCAGCUGGCCUAAGUACCGGGUCAUUUUAGCUAAAGUUCCACUCCUUAUACUCUAUGAUUCUGGCAAGGAAUGGCCAGGAGGAGAAUGCCAGCUAAAGAAACUGGUACCCAGGCUACAUACUAGCUGCUUGCACCCUGAAUGUAUGAUAGACUUUCCUAGAACUGGCAAGAGACCCCUUGUCUGUUGCAAACAUUUCACAGGGAAUGAGUAUAUCCUGAGAGAGAAGUGUCCAGGAUGACACACAGAGAAAUACUGAAAAGGAGGCAAAAAGAACUCCUAAUAAAUACAAUAAAGCCUGCAAUUCAAAUUAAGAGAACAUAUGUAGGGAACACCAAUCUACUGGUGAAGUCAUGGAGGGAGAUGAUCAGGAGGCCAGUAUAUUCGAUGAGCUCUGCCACAUCAUUUGCUACAUAUUAUAGUGUGAGACUGCUUUCACUGUAGUCGUUUGGGGAUGUCAGAAUAAAGGUUGUCUUACAAAAAUCUGUGAUUGAAAUAUCUCUAACCGGUCAGAAGCCAAUGAAAAUGUUUGUAAAUGUUGAUGCUGAACCAGUUGGUUCAUUGAAACAGUCCGAAAGUCCGUUUCUGGGAACAAACAGAACAUUUAACUGUUUUUACAAUCUAGAAAUCAUCUUGUAGAUUCUCAGAUCCAAACUCCUUGAGGAGAAUUUGGUUAUCCAGGCAAGGUAUCAUGGAUAGAUUGGAAACUCACCCAGGGAAUCUGGAAUAACACACCUAGCGCAAAAUAAUGCCCACAUAGAGUUAGGACCUGUUUCAAAUCCCAUCCAAAAGACAGCACCCUAGGACACUGACACAAACUCAUGCCCUGGGCCAUUAAGGUGUCCUUAGUCCUAGAACAGAGUGCCUCCUGCUGGACUUCAAUACAACUUACAGCGGAAUCUGGACUCCCAUGAAAGUUUGCUUAGCAUAGCAGUGGAAUGCAUUGUGGUAUGCUGCUGGGUUUCAUUUCUCCAGAAGAACAAUUGUGGAAUAUUCCAUCUGUGUUUGAUGCUUCUGUCUGCCUUAUGGAGGCUUUUGAUUGAACAAAAUUACCAAAAUUAGCACACCUUUCUGAAAUGUUGCAAUGAGCUUAUAUUUUAAUCUUCAUUUUUUAAGACAGAAUACAGCCUUGAGCCACUCUGUAUGGUGCUGCUCACUGGAGAAUAAUGUAGUGGCAAUAACAGCAUUUGUGUCUAUGGUAAAACAUAUAAUUUUUAAAAUAAGAAUGUAAAGAGGGAGCAGAGAGUGCUCAACCAAUGUGAGUCAAGGUCCAUCAAAAAUCAGCAUAGUAAGAAAAAUGCUUGCUCACUACUAAAAAUGUCAAUUAUUUAUUAUAACUAAUAUUUCUGAACAUUUACUUUUAUCUGAAGAUUCUCCUUUACUUGCCAAGUUGUCAAUGCUCUGCUCUGUUGUCAAUGCUCUGGUGCAAUUUUGAAUGUUUUGUUUGUGAUUUGUUGUGGUUUAUUACAAUUGCAAACAAUUGAAUUUGUUGAUUGUUCGUUUCUUUGUGGGAGAGAACACUACAUACUGCAAAUUAUAUUGAAUAAACUUCUGGCAAACUUU